AUGUCUGAAUGUCUUAUUUUAUUUAAACAAUGCAAUGAAAUAUAUCUUAAUUCAUUUUCUAUCUUUUCUGAUGAUAUGGUAUCUUCUGACGAUUUGCGCAUCUUAGCAAACCCAUUUUUUGAAUCUUUAUUGAAAAAUAAUCGUAAUGCUUGGAAAAAUAAAGCCGAAACAUUCCUGAAACGUGCUGAAAUUUUGUAUAAAGAGGAUCUUGCUACCAAUUUUCCGGUCGAUAACAAGAGAAUAUUUAAUAACACAGAAAUUGAACAAUACUUUCAAGAAGAAAUGCUGAGAUUUUCAUACAAAGUAUCAAAUAUUUUUCCAUAUGCAAUGGUGAAUGAUAUCUGUGCUAAAUAUAAGGAAACAGCACUCUUAAUAAUAACAGAGUUUCAGAUGAAAAACAAUAAAAAUAUCGAAGAAAUUCCGCAAAAAAUCAAACAGUAUAUUCUAGAAUGGGAUAUUAUUUUAGACGCAAAUACAAGAAGUGUUUUAGAAAGGUGGCAAUAUGAAGUUGCUGAGCUCUUAUUAAUUAGUAUCACUAUACCAGAAUUGGCUGCUCUUCCGUCAUUCCAAUUGUUACGCAUUUGUAGCAACCUUAUAAAUGGAAAAAAUAAUCCAUCAUCCUUUAGAAGGGUUAUCAGGUCGAUUGUAGGACGUGAUAUGGGAAAAAUUUUAUCUGAACAAUUUGUUAUUGAUAUUUUAGUAGGUCUCGAAUCAAAUGAAUUGAAAUCUGUGCAAAUGUCGUUCAUAAAUAGUUGUCUUGGUAUUAUUCCUCUCACAUCUUCAAUUCGCCAACUUUUUUAUAAGCCGCUUUUUGUACAUAAUCCCUUUAUAUUUGCAAGUCCCAUCAUGCGGAGUAUUUUCCUCGCAGAGAAUGAAAAGUAUCAAAAUGCAUUUUUUGAUUUGCUCAAAGAUCCGCAAAUAGUUUUCGAAAGUUUACCAGAUUUGAAGAUUAUCAAUGAUCUAUUAAAAGAAAAUGAUCCGGACUCGCGAAUAGCUGCAUUGUCUUGUGAUAUAAUCCAAAAAACAUUCUUCGUGAAUUAUGAUCUGACUGAAUUGCACCAUAACUUUUCCAGAGCAGUUGAUUCACUAUCUGCCAAUAAUAUAGAACCAUUGCAAAAUAUAUCUGCUAUUGCCUUCUUGAAGGAAUAUGUACGUGCUUUUUGUGACUCUAAUAAAACUACCCUGAAAGAAUACGUACGCACUUCCCGCAGCACAAAUGAAGCCAAUUUGAAUGCUAAAAUACACAUUGAUACUUACAUGAAUAAAAUUAUUCGCGAUAUCAACAACCAAUUAAAGUCGAAAUGGCCGAGAAUUCAUUCGCUUAAAAUAUAUUUUCUAAAAUACCUUCGGUCUUGUAAUUUUUCAAUGAAAGAUAUUAGAGAUUUAUGUGAAUCACAAGAGCAACCUUUCCCUUGGCUUAACGAAAUACCAUGGGAAGAUCAGGAAAAUUGGCUUUCUUUCAACCCAUAUUGGUUGCAUCAAGACUAUAGAUAUGCUGAAGAUUACUAUUAUCACGUUUACGACGAUUCCAAGCGCGAUGAAGCUAAUGUUAACCGGUUUUUUGCAUUAUAUUUAAAAAUAGCACGAUCAAAAAUGCCGAAUAUGAAGAAAAAUGAUCUUGUUAUAUUUGCGGGAGUAAUUGUUGCCCGUCUACAUUAUAUAAGGGCUUCACGCGAAUGGACAGACAAUGAAAUAAGAAUAGUUGAUUACUUAACUAAAGAAAUAGAAACCAUGAACGUUUCAUCGAUAUAUAAAGAAAUGUUUUUAAAACUGAAAUUAAAUUCUAAUUCUUUAAUUCAACUGCUCAAAGACAAUGAAGUCGACCUCGAAGACAAUAAAGUUGAUGAAUUACUGAUGAAAUCAGUCAUUGUACAUUUAAUAAUAGUGCAUGCUUCCAUCCCGGAUAAUGAAAGCCCGCUUGCUGCUUAUCUUCAUCAAUUACAAGUUUGUCAAGAUGACUUCAUUCUGACAUGUCCAUCGGACGUCGAAGGUGUUGUUAUGAAUGCAGUUGCCUCCUUCAGAGAUGAAGAUGGUGCAGGAAGCGGUGUUGCCAGGUAUCAAUGCAUAUGCGGUGAAAAGUUUAUCGUCCUUGAUUGUGGAGGCUUUUCAAAUCCUGAAGAAAGAGACCCUAAUAAGUAUAGCAUUUCGGGUGAGUGCCUGAAUUGUAAUAGAGUGAUUGGCUAUGGUUCAAAUGAAGGUGAAUAUACGCGUUUGGAUACAGACGUGAUCACAUCCUUUCCAAUCAAGCAUGAACCCGGAUACAUAGUUGAACAAAUUUCAACAGAAAAAACGCAUAAUGCCCGCAUGAUGACACCACAAGCCUAUCGUAUUUUACAUUUGUUCGUGCACACACUUGGUGCAUCUGUACCAUCAUCCAUUGCAUCCAAAUUUUUUGAAAAAAAUGGUAACAAUGCAGGAGACCCAAUGGUGCAUUGUCUUAAUAAUAUUUGCAAUGACUGGAAGAUACUUAGGGAUAUUUUUGAUUAUAACGAUGAACAGUUGGCACUGAUUUUACAUUCUAUUAUUUCCUCAAUGAUCGAGGGACCACAAUCAAAUGAAUGGCGAUUGGAUACUCCAGAGAAACGAGAAGAGUGGGAAGAUAAGUUUA
Messenger RNA from Racocetra persica, 2608 nucleotides. Lineage: Eukaryota; Fungi; Glomeromycota; Glomeromycetes; Diversisporales; Gigasporaceae. The record is from the annotation of a GenBank genome assembly.